GCGGAAUUCCAAGAUGGAUGCGCCCAUGCUGUCAACAUCCAACACCGUGUGAAAUAUAAAAGUAAUGUUUUUAAAGACUCUGCGAAACAAAUGGAAACAUUAUAGAUACCGAUUGGUACCAUGGAUUGCAUUCAACCUUAAAGACAGGCGCAUGAGAGCAGUCGCUCCCAGUGAAAGUGAUAAGAUAUUAACCAAUUCACAAGUAGAACAAUUUCUAUUACACUUUUUUGAAAAUCUGGAAAAUGAAAGACUUUCAACAGAGAAUACCUCUGAUUUGUGGAAAUCACAGAAACUCACCGAAGAAGAACAAUUUGUACAAUACAAAAGUAACCUGAGGGUGAUGGAGGAAUGUGUUGGAUUUAUUACAGAAAGAAAACCAAGUUUAAUACCUGGGUGUGGAACAGGUGUGUUUGUGACCAAAGGUGAAAUACCUAAACAAACAGUGGUCUCUAUGUACCCAGGAACAAUAUACAGGGCCGGGGAACCCAUCUUGUUUCAGAGCCUGGCCAAUCCAUUUAUAUUCCGCUGUAUUGAUGCUGUCCUCAUUGAUGGAAAUGAUAAGAAUAUUUCUAAAUACAUUUAUAAGUCGUGUGGUCAGAGAGACAGACAUGGACCUUAUUUGACCUGUGACCUGACCUGGGUAACACGAAACCCAGUCAAUCCAUUGGCUGUUGGCCAGUAUGUUAACAACCAAUCAAAACAAUUCCCUGCUAAUGUGGCCUACCAGGAAUUUGACAUACCUGAGAAGUUCCCCUUUCACCUGCAAAAAUAUAUCCCUAAUAUAAACUACAGCUCAUCCAUACAGGAUUGUCUGGAAGAGCACAGGUUGACAAGAGUUGUGGUUCUUGUGUCAUUGAGGAAGAUUGAAGAAGGGGAAGAACUCUUCUCGAGUUAUUUUACUGUUGUACAUUAAUAUUUUGUUAUUACUGAAAAUAAAACUUUUUACAUAUUUA
Molecule: messenger RNA, 953 nt
Organism: Pecten maximus
Lineage: Eukaryota; Metazoa; Mollusca; Bivalvia; Pectinida; Pectinidae
Product: SET domain-containing protein 9-like
Exons: 5
Coding region: 65-913 (282 amino acids)
Molecular function (GO): protein binding
Source: RefSeq, a predicted model, not a curated record